This is a messenger RNA of Paramacrobiotus metropolitanus, 692 nucleotides long. Its product is annotated as 60S ribosomal protein L14-like. The record is from RefSeq and is a predicted model, not a curated record. The coding region runs from base 128 to 589 and encodes 153 amino acids. Gene Ontology annotation, cellular component: cytosolic large ribosomal subunit; ribosome. The transcript is spliced from 5 exons. Gene Ontology annotation, biological process: ribosomal large subunit biogenesis; translation. Lineage: Eukaryota; Metazoa; Tardigrada; Eutardigrada; Parachela; Macrobiotidae. Gene Ontology annotation, molecular function: structural constituent of ribosome; RNA binding.
ACUGCUCCAGCCGUGUCGAUCACUCGUAAGUCGGAGAACUCGUGUAAAAUUUUGGUAGUUUUCGUGGUACCCGGUUAAUAGACAGUUCUCCAUUAGUUGUUUUGAUUCUGGGGUGAAAUCAUCUAAAAUGACCUUCACAAAAACCGUCGAAAUUGGCCGAGUGGCGUAUAUCGCCAAAGGGAAGAAUGUUGGAGAAUUGGCCACCAUUGUCGAUGUCAUUGAUCAGAACAGAAGCUUAAUUGACGGGCCGUCAAUUCCUCGCCAGGUCGCCAACUUUCGCGACCUCCACCUCACAAAAUUAAAGAUUAAGAUCCCUCAUACCGCUUCCCACAAGGCUGUGGUGGCAGCAUGGGAUAAAGGAGACAUUGCCACAGCGUGGAAGAAUUCCAACUGGGCGAAGAAGCUGGAACGUCAGAAAAAGAGGGCCGCGAUGACUGAUUUUGACCGAUUCAAGCUCAUGCGAGCACUGCAGGCGAGGAACAAAUUAGUCAAAUUAGAAUUUGGCAAACUGAAGCGCCUCCAAAGCAAGAAAGCCGGAGGAGAAAAGAAACCUGCUGCAAAAGGAAAAGGCCCUGCGAAGAAAAAAUAAAGCAUUUCUUUGUUUUCCAAAAUUUUUCGAUAUCAUGUAUUUGAUCGUAACAACGGUGUGAGGCGAUGUUCGAACUUCGACGAAUAAAAGAUUCAUCCACGGA